GGGCAAAAUUGGUUUUGGGACAUUGGGUGGAACAAUAUAUGUUCCCAAUCCAUUGUGCUAUUUCCUGGAAAUUCAGAAAGAGGAAACAUAGGAGAGGAGAUUGCAGGAAUGCCGAGAAACAGAGGAAUCGGAAAGGGUCGAUAGCUGCGAAGGGCGGAGGAAAAGAGACGUCGGGGCAGCGUCAAAUAGAGUCGUUUGCUGAAGACGACGUCACCACGAGAGGAACUCUGCACCCUCUUUCCGCCGCAAAAGUCUAUGCGAGGGUGGCGGAGUCUCACGUCGACAUAGACCGGCAAGGAAGAGCAGGGGCAACGCCGAGCAAACUGGUUGUAGCAUCUUACGUGACGAUGGGUUCGAAGAAGAAGAUGGCGACCAGUCGAGAAUCCUGGCCGGAGUCAGGAACUGCGCGGGAGGCGCCACUACCGCCGGCGACUCCAUUGAUGGCGAAGUCGGUGUGGAGGGAAGAGCUGGAGACGACAUGCGACGACGCCGGGGCUGGAAGCAGAUGUCAAGGCGUCCGAACCGCCUUCCGCACUCCGUUGGGUCGCUCGACGUCGGAGUAGAAGUCGUCAAAGAAGACGAUGCCGGAGAAAGUGGAGACAACGGAAGCUCCGAUCGUGAGGUUGGUGGUGACCCCGGUGGUGACCGACGAGGAGGAGAAGCCGCCGAGGGAGGAGAGGAUGGAGGGCGGCGGGUUUCGUUCUUCUGCAACCCUAGGCCGCCGAAGUUUGGAGUGGGCUGGGCUCUCGAUGGGCCGACAUGGUGGGUUGUACUUGUCGGUGUGCCAAGAUGGUUAGGUUGCAAGUCAUGACAGACCAAAGCUUUGGUUGGAAAACAUCGUGCUCAUUUCGUAUAGGUCCGAGGAAGCACUUGAAGACGGGCCGGGUCGCCAGGAUAUGUUCUCUGAAUCAGAGAGUGGGCCGAUGCGAGUUGGGCCAUGGGUUGCUGGCUGGGUGCACAAAAAAGAAUAGGGCAGCUGGUUUCAAAUGAAAUAUGGGCCGAAUU
Messenger RNA from Linum trigynum, 1005 nucleotides. NCBI's taxonomy places the organism in Eukaryota, Viridiplantae, Streptophyta, Magnoliopsida, Malpighiales, Linaceae. The record is from the annotation of a GenBank genome assembly.